This is a messenger RNA of Paramecium pentaurelia, 1770 nucleotides long. NCBI's taxonomy places the organism in Eukaryota, Ciliophora, Oligohymenophorea, Peniculida, Parameciidae. The record is from the annotation of a GenBank genome assembly.
AUGAAUUAAAUAUACUUAAAGCCACUUGAUGAAACUUGUGAUAAUCCAUAGUUACAUGAGGCAACCAAAUUGUUUCUUACAAUGAAUAAAGAGAAUCAUACAAGAGAAGAAUUACAUUACAUUUUAUAAAGAAUGGAAGAACUGCCAUACUUUAAACAAUUCGUUUUAGAGAAAUUGUAGAAGGGAACAUAGAGGAACGAUAUUUUGGAAGUAGUUUUAUUUGUAAUAAUCAUAGUUGUGUUCUCGUUUAAGAAUGGAAUACUUUAAAGGAGGAGAAGUGUUGUUCUAAGAGAAUGAUACCUCAAAUGAUAAGCUUUAUAUGAUAUAAUAUGGAGAAGUUAUGUUAAUGAGGUAGAAAAAGAUGGAUUAGUUGAUGUCUUUAUAGAGAUAGAAUUCAGAACAAGUUCAACAACCAUAACUAAAAAUGACUUAAAUUCUAAAUGUCAAGAAGUUUACAAACAAAAUUAUAAGGCAUCAUAACUUUCAUAAAGAGACAACUAUUUCUAAGGAUUAGAAAUAACAAUUAGAACAUAAAUAUGGAGAUUGUAUAAGAUUGUUGGGUGUAGGUACAGGAUUUGGAGAGAAAGCUUUGGUUGAGAAUAUUCAUAGGUCAUUAACAGUAGCAUGUUAUAGUCUUGAGUUAUUGGUAAUAGUUUUGAAGAAAGAUGAUUUUAUUACAUAUUAAAUGACAUUUGAAAAAACAAAGAAGGAGAAAUAGUAAUUGAUGUUCAAAAUAUUCAAAAGUAAAGGAAAUAAUUAAAUAUUUUAGAUGUGAAUAAUGAAUAUUCAUCUUAGAGAUUGGAAAGCAUGAUUUAUAGUUGUUAGACAAUUACUUAUGAUAGAGGAACUUAAUUAGCAAUGGAGGAUGAGGAAGGAGAUGUAUUCUAUUUAGUGAUCAAUGGAGAUUUGACAUUAUAGAAAAAAAUAGAUAAUCGAAAUGUCUCUUUGUGUAUAAUAUCUUCAGGACAUUUGAUGGGUGAAGAAAUAAUUAUCAAUAAGACUGGUAGAUAUGAAUAUACUUGCACAGUGACAUCAUUAUUAGCAACAGUGAUUGUAAUAGAUGCAAAUGAAUUUAUUCAUAAGUUUCCUGAAGAAUGCAGAUUAUAAUUGAUAGAAGAUUAUGGUCCUAAGACUUCUAAUAGAUAGAAAUUGUUAUAAUUAUUGUUGUAGAAGAGAAAAACAUAGAAUUUAUCAAAUAAAUAAAUGACAGAUUAAUAAGUAAGAUUAUUGACAGAAAUAGAUGAUGGAAUAAAAGAUAAAACCAAAAAUCAUCUUAUUGAAAGUUUGAAUAAAUAAUAAGAAAUUCAAUUGAAUCAACAUUUUCUAACUAAAUAUUCAAAUCCAAGUGUUCAAAAUUAUUGCAUUGCUAAAAUAAUAGAUAGAGAAAAAACAUUUCAUAAAUUAAUAAAAAGUUGUGAAUUUUAAGAAUUUGAUUUUGGUAAUGGAAAUAAUGAAAUUAUCAAGAGAAGAAGAUUUAUGUUAGAAAAUAAAUUAAAUUUAAAGAAACCACAUGAAAAUUAUCUGAAACCAUAAUUUCAUAUUCUACCACUUACUGUUAAGAGAGAUUUGGUCAAAAACUUUAGACUCAACAAUAAGAAAAGUGUUUGUUAUUCUAAUUUCAAUAUUACAACACUUACAUAGGUAUAAAAGAGUAAGAAAUAAUCACCAUUGAAAAUAAAAGAAAUAAUGACAGCUAGACCUUCAUAAUAGUAAUGUGAUAGUUAUAGUACACAUAUGUUUACUUAGAUUGAUGAUAGACAAUCACUUUGA